Larimichthys crocea (large yellow croaker) is the source of this 592-nucleotide messenger RNA. It is a transcript of the gene mdfic2, whose product is annotated as MyoD family inhibitor domain containing 2. The transcript has 3 exons. The record is from RefSeq and is a predicted model, not a curated record. Lineage: Eukaryota; Metazoa; Chordata; Actinopteri; Sciaenidae. The coding region runs from base 17 to 592 and encodes 191 amino acids.
UUUUAUUUGUGAUGCAAUGGACCAGAUGGCGGAUGAAAUGACGCUGAGAGCCGAUGUGAAAGACAAACGGAGAGUAAACACUGCGGAGGAGAGCUCUACAUUGGUGAGAGGAGAAAACACACAAAGUGAAGCUCAAGUCAGCGACUGGAGACUUGGUUCCUCUGCAGAAACUGAGCCCGGGGAGACCAGCAGAGACACAGACGCUCAGCAGCCUAGAGAGUGUGACAGCUCUUCCCCUCUGUUCUCUUUGAAAAGGUACCUGAGGAGAUCUUCCUCUGCAACAUCCUCCUCCUCCUCUACAGACUCUCUGUCUUCUUCUCAGCCGAGCAACACGGGAGUGGACUGUGCAGAAAUUGUCCUGAACUGUCUCUUCUGUCGGUUCUACGACAUGAUCCUUCUGCUUCCUUGUUCCUGUGAGAGAGUUGCCAAUCACUGCUGCCCCAACUACAAGCAAGUCGUCACCCCACCGGAGUCACCAAGCAGUAGCGAUGACUAUUGCACGAACAUGGACUGUGGUCUUUUCAACCCCGGUCAGGAUGCCAGUGACUGCCUGGAGUUGGCCAUGGAGAUUUCAGAAAUAUGCUAUCACUAG